AUGAAUCACGAUCCAUUUAGCUGGGGUAGACCAUCUGAUGAAGUCUACGGUAAAUACAACACCAAGAUUGCACAAGCACCUGCAUAUCCGACUAUGAAUACGCAACAACCUAUUGUAACAGGUACUUCCGUCUUGUCAAUGAAAUACAACAACGGUGUCAUCAUCGCAGCCGAUAAUUUAGGUUCAUACGGUUCAUUAUUAAGAUUUAACGAUAUUGAAAGAUUAAUUAAAGUCGGAAAAAGCACAAUUGUCGGUAUAUCUGGGGAUAUUUCCGAUAUGCAACAUAUUGAAAAAUUGUUAGAUGAUAUGGAAAUUGAAAAUAAUUAUGAUAAUCUAUACGCAAAUGAUGAAGAAGCUUUAAAACCAAGUUAUGUCUUUGAAUAUCUUGCUGCAGUCAUGUACAAUCGUCGAUCCAAAAUGAAUCCUCUUUGGAACGCAUUGAUUGUAGCAGGUGUGGAAGAUGGGAAACCUUUCUUAAGAUACGUUAAUCUACUCGGUGUAACGUAUUCUUCCCCAACUUUAGCCACAGGGUUUGGUGCUCAUUUAGCAAUCCCAUUAUUGAGAAGAGUCAUUGAUAAUGAAUCAGAUAUUGCUAAGACAGACCUAGAUACGGCUAAGAAUACUAUCUUAGAGUGUAUGAAAGUGCUGUAUUAUAGAGACGCACGUUCUUCCAGGAAAUUCUCCUUGGCUAUUAUUGAUAAUGAUCAAGGUCUAAUAUUUGAAAAGGGUUUACAAGUAGAAAAUAUGAAAUGGGAUUUCGCUAAAAACAUUAGAGGUUAUGGUACUCAAAAAGAAUGA
Naumovozyma dairenensis CBS 421 is the source of this 798-nucleotide messenger RNA. It is a transcript of the gene PRE4, whose product is annotated as proteasome core particle subunit beta 7. Bases 1 to 798 code for a protein of 265 amino acids. Lineage: Eukaryota; Fungi; Ascomycota; Saccharomycetes; Saccharomycetales; Saccharomycetaceae. The transcript has a single exon. Gene Ontology annotation, cellular component: proteasome core complex. The record is from RefSeq and is a predicted model, not a curated record.